AUGGAAUUCCCUUUCGGAUCUCUGGGAACUACCAACUUCCGUCGGUUCACUCCAGAGUCACUGGUGGAGAUUGAGAAGCAAACUGCAGCAGAGCGGGCAGCAAAGAAACCCAGAGAUAAGCACAAGGAGCGGAAGGAUGGAGAAGAGAAACCUCGGCCCCAGCUAGACUUGAAAGCCUGUAACCAGCUGCCUAAAUUCUAUGGCGAGCUCCCAGUAGAACUGAUCGGGGAGCCCUUGGAGGAUCUGGACCCUUUUUACAGCACACACUGGACAUUCAUGGUGCUGAACAAGGGGAGGACCAUUUUCCGGUUUAGUGCCACUAGGGCCCUGUGGCUAUUCAGUCCUUUCCACCCGAUCAGAAGAACGGCCAUCAAAGUUUCUGUCCAUUCAUAUCCUUUAUGGUUCACUUUAUUUAUAACAGUGACUAUUUUGGUUAACUGUGCAUGCAUGACCAAAUCGGAUCUUCCAGAGAAAAUCGAGUAUGUCUUCACUGUCAUUUACACUUUUGAAGCCUUGAUAAAGAUACUAGCAAGAGGAUUUUGUCUAAAUGAGUUCACUUACCUGAGAGAUCCUUGGAACUGGCUGGAUUUUAGUGUCAUUACCCUGGCAUACAUUGGCAUAUUAAAAGAAGACUUACGAGGAGUCUCAGGCCUGCGGACAUUCAGAGUUCUUAGAGCUUUAAAAACAGUUUCUGUGAUCCCAGGACUGAAGGUCAUCGUGGGAGCACUGAUCCACUCGGUGAAGAAGCUGGCUGAUGUGACCAUCCUCACCAUUUUCUGCCUGAGUGUCUUUGCUCUAGUGGGCCUACAGCUCUUCAAGGGCAACCUCAAGAACAAAUGUGUCAAGAACUGCAUGCUUCUUAAUGGGACUGCCAAUUACUCUGAUAAGAUCCAUGAGUGGAAUUUCUGCCAUAAGGGUAAAGAUUUCCAAAUCAAUAAGCCGGGAACUUCUGAUCCCUUACUAUGUGGCAAUGGAUCUGAUGCAGGUCACUGCCCUGAAGGUUAUUUCUGCCUUAAAACAACUGAAAACCCGGACUUUAACUACACCAGCUUUGAUUCCUUUGCCUGGGCUUUCCUGUCACUGUUUCGCCUCAUGACACAGGAUUCCUGGGAACGCCUCUACCAGCAGACCCUGAGGGCUUCUGGGAAAAUCUAUAUGGUCUUUUUUGUGCUUGUCAUCUUCCUGGGAUCUUUCUAUCUGGUCAAUCUGAUCUUGGCUGUGGUCACAAUGGCAUAUGAGGAGCAGAAUCAGGCUACCCUUGACGAAAUUGAAGCAAAGGAGAAGAAGUUCCAGGAGACCCUUCAGAUGCUCCAAAAGGAACAGGAGGUACUGGCAGCGCUAGGGAUUGACACAGCCUCUCUCCACUCCCGCAACGGAUCACCUUUAACCUCCAAAAACACCAGUGAGAAAAGGCACAGGGCAAAGCCAAGAGUGUCAGAAGUCUCCACAGAUGACAACAAAUCACCCCAAUCUGAGGCCUACAACCAGCACAGGAUGUCUUUCCUAGGCCUUGCCUCUGGGAAACGCCGGACUAGCCAUGGCAGUGUGUUCCAUUUCCGAGUUCCUAGCCGAGACUUCUCGUUUCCUGAUGGUGUCACAGAUGAUGGAGUCUUCCCUGCAGACCGUGAAAGCCAUCGGAGCUCUCUGUUGCUGGGUGGGGGUGCUGGCCAGAAAGACCCCCUCCCUAACAGCUCAAUUCCUCAACUCUACAACUCUGGCUCUGGGUAUGGAGAAGAUGGACACCCCACACUGCCCACUAGUGAGCUAGCCCCUGGAGCCAUGGAAACCUCGGCACUCGACACAGGGCAGAAGAAUUUCUUGUCAGCAGAAUACUUGAAUGAACCUUUUCGAAUCCAAAGGGCAAUGAGUGUUGUCAGUGUCAUGACCUCUGUCCUCGAAGAACUUGAAGAGUCUGAAAAGAGGUGCCCAACCUGUUUCACUAACUUGGCUCAGAAGUAUCUGAUCUGGGAGUGCUGCCCCACAUGGGUGAAGCUCAAGAUGCAUCUGUUUGGGAUUGUGACAGACCCCUUUGCGGAGCUCACCAUCACGUUGUGCAUUGUGGUGAACACUGUCUUCAUGGCCAUGGAGUACCACGGCAUGAGCUACACCUUUGAAACCAUGCUACAGACAGGCAACAUUGUUUUUACUGUAUUUUUUACUGCUGAAAUGGUCUUCAAAAUCAUUGCCUUCGAUCCUUACUAUUACUUCCAGAAGAAGUGGAAUAUCUUUGACUGCAUCAUCGUCACUGUGAGCCUAACGGAGCUGGGCUUUGCCAAGAAGGGAAGCCUGUCUGUGCUGCGGACCUUCCGAUUGCUGCGGGUCUUCAAGCUGGCCAAGUCCUGGCCAACCUUAAACACGCUCAUUAAGAUCAUCGGAAACUCAGUAGGGGCACUGGGGAACCUCACCAUCAUCCUGGCCAUUAUUGUCUUUGUCUUCGCUCUGGUUGGCAAGCAGCUUCUCAGGGACGAUUAUUACAAAAACCGUCACAAAAUCUCCGCAGCUGGUGAAGACUGGCCCCGCUGGCACAUGUAUGACUUCUUCCACUCCUUCCUUGUCAUAUUCCGGAUCCUUUGUGGGGAGUGGAUCGAGAACAUGUGGGCCUGCAUGGAAAUCAGUUCAAGAUACAUAUGCCUCAUCCUUUUCUUGAUGGUGAUGGUGCUGGGGAACCUGGUGGUACUCAACCUGUUCAUCGCCUUGCUGCUCAACUCUUUCAGUGCUGACAACCUCACAGCCCCAGAAGACGAUGGGGAAGUGAACAACUUGCAGUUGGCACUGGCACGGAUUCAGGCAUUUGGCCGUCGGACCAAGCAAGCCCUCUGUAACUUCUUCCACAGGCCCUGCCUGCUCCCCUGGCCCAAGGCAAAACCCCAGCUGGUGGUGAAACUCCCACUUUCCAGUUCCAGAGUUGAUGGUGCAGUGGGGAGCCCUGGAGGGGUCCCAGCACCCAGAGGGCCCAAGGAUGAACAUAGUGACUUCAUCACCAAUCCCAAUGUGUGGGUCUCUGUGCCCAUUGCUGAAGGUGAAUCUGAUCUUGAUGACUUGGAGGAUGAUGAUGGAGAGGAUGCUCAGAGUUCCAGACAAGAAGUGGUCCCCAAAGCUCAGCAGGAGCAGCUGCAACAAGUCAGGAGGUGUGAGGACCACCUGGUACCUAGGAGCCCAGGCUCUGGGAUGUCCUCUGAGGACCUGACUCUGUACCUGGGAGAGAACUGGAAAGACAGGGCCACUCACCAGGACCCUGCACAGGGAGUGGAUGACACAAGCUCAUCAGAAGGCAGCACAGUGGACUGCCCAGAUCCUGAGGAGAUCCUAAAGAAUAUCCUUGAGCUGGCAGGUAUCCUUGAAGAGCCAGAUGACUGCUUCACAGAAGGCUGCAUGCACCGCUGCCCCUGCUGCAGAGUGGAUACCACCAAGGUUCCGUGGGGCAUGGGCUGGCACGUGCGCAAGAUCUGCUUCCGCAUCGUGGAGCACAGUUGGUUUGAGAGCUUCAUCAUCUUCAUGAUCUUGCUCAGCAGUGGGUCGCUGGCCUUUGAAGACUAUUACCUUGAACAGAAGCCUACAGUGAAAGCCUUGCUGGAAUACACCGACAAUGUGUUCACAUUUAUCUUUGUGUUAGAGAUGCUGCUCAAGUGGGUGGCCUAUGGCUUCAAAAAUUACUUCACCAGUGCCUGGUGCUGGCUGGACUUCCUCAUUGUAAACAUCUCAUUGACAAGCCUUAUAGCAAAGAUCCUGGAUUAUUCUGAUAUGGCAUCCAUUAAAGCCCUUCGGACACUCCGUGCUCUGCGGCCACUCCGGGCUUUGUCUCGAUUUGAAGGCAUGAGGGUGGUUGUGGAUGCUCUGGUGGGUGCCAUCCCAUCCAUCAUGAACGUCCUCCUUGUUUGCCUCAUCUUCUGGCUCAUCUUCAGCAUCAUGGGCGUGAACUUCUUUGCAGGGAAGUUUUGGAGAUGCAUCAACACCACCGAUGAUGACUUUUCUCUAGUGCCUUUGUCUAUUGUGAAUAACAAGUCUGAUUGUGAACAGCAAAACCACACUGGCAACUUCUUCUGGGUCAACAUGAAGGUCAACUUUGAUAAUGUUGCAAUGGGUUACCUUGCACUUCUUCAGGUGGCAACCUUCAAAGGCUGGAUGGACAUUAUGUAUGCUGCUGUUGAUUCCCGAGAGGUGGACUGGCAGCCCAAGUGGGAAGACAACGUGUACAUGUACUUGUACUUCGUCGUCUUCAUCAUUUUCGGUGGCUUCUUCACACUGAAUCUCUUUGUCGGGGUCAUAAUUGACAACUUCAAUCAACAGAAGAAAAAGUUAGGGGGCCAGGACAUCUUCAUGACAGAGGAGCAGAAGAAGUACUACAAUGCCAUGAAGAAGCUGGGCUCUAAGAAGCCCCAGAAGCCCAUCCCACGGCCCCUGAACAAGUACCAAGGCUUCAUCUUUGACAUUGUGACUAGACAAGCUUUUGAUGUCACAAUCAUGGUCCUCAUCUGCCUCAACAUGAUCACUAUGAUGGUGGAAACUGAUGACCAGAGUGAAGAAAAGACAAAAAUCCUCAGCAGAAUCAACCAGUUCUUUGUGGCUGUCUUCACCUGCGAGUGUGUCAUGAAGAUGUUCGCCCUGAGGCAUUACUACUUCACCAAUGGCUGGAAUGUAUUUGACUUCAUUGUGGUGGUUCUCUCCAUUGGGAGCCUGGCACUUUCUGCAAUCAUGAAAUCUCUUGAAAGUUACUUCUCUCCAACACUCUUACGUGUCAUCCGCCUGGCCCGAAUUGGCCGCAUCCUCAGACUGAUACGAGCAGCCAAGGGGAUCCGGACUCUGCUCUUUGCCCUGAUGAUGUCUCUGCCUGCCCUCUUCAACAUUGGGCUGCUUCUCUUCCUCGUCAUGUUCAUCUACUCCAUAUUUGGCAUGGCCAGCUUCCCCCAUGUGAGGUGGGAGGCUGGCAUCGAUGACAUGUUCAACUUUCAGACCUUCGCCAACAGCAUGCUGUGCCUCUUCCAGAUCACCACGUCGGCCGGCUGGGAUGGCCUCCUCAGUCCCAUCCUCAACACGGGGCCCCCAUACUGUGACCCCAAUAAGUCCAGCAGCAAUGGGACUAAGGGGGACUGUGGAAGCCCAGCUGUGGGCAUCAUAUUCUUCACCACUUACCUCAUUAUCUCCUUCCUCAUUGUGGUCAACAUGUAUAUUGCAGUAAUUCUGGAGAACUUCAAUGUUGCCACAGAGGAGAGCACGGAGCCCUUGAGCGAGGAUGACUUUGACAUGUUCUAUGAGACGUGGAAGAAGUUUGACCCGGAAGCCACUCAGUUCAUUACCUUCUCUGCCCUGUCAGACUUUGCAGACACCCUCUCUGGCCCCCUACGAAUCCCAAAACCCAAUUGGAAUAUAUUAAUCCAGAUGGACCUGCCAUUGGUCCCUGGAGAUAAAAUCCACUGUUUGGAUAUACUUUUUGCCUUCACCAAGAAUGUGCUAGGAGAAUCUGGGGAGUUGGAUUCUCUGAAGGCAAAUAUGGAAGAGAAGUUUAUGGCAACUAAUCUUUCAAAGUCAUCCUAUGAACCAAUAGCAAACACCCUGCGGUGGAAGCAAGAAGACAUCUCAGCCACUGUCAUCCAAAAGGCCUAUCGGAGCUAUGUGCUACAUCGUUCCACGACAGUCCCCAAAGCCUCAGGUGUGCGAAGGGCUGAGGAGGAGGCUGUGUCACCCACAGAUGAAGGCUUUGUUACACUGAUGGCAAAUGAAAAUUGUGUUCUCCUAGACAAAUCUGAAACUGCAUCUGCCACAUCUUUCCCACCAUCUUAUGACAGUGUCACCAGAGGCCUUAGUGAUAGAGCCCACAUGAGCACAUCUAGCUCAAUCCAGAAUGAAGAUGAAGCCACCAGUAAGGAAGCCACUGCCCCAGGCCCCAGUGAGGACAAUCCAGCAUGA
Orycteropus afer afer is the source of this 5904-nucleotide messenger RNA. It is a transcript of the gene SCN10A, whose product is annotated as sodium voltage-gated channel alpha subunit 10. The record is from RefSeq and is a predicted model, not a curated record. The transcript has 27 exons. Gene Ontology annotation, molecular function: voltage-gated sodium channel activity involved in cardiac muscle cell action potential. Gene Ontology annotation, biological process: neuronal action potential; sodium ion transmembrane transport; AV node cell action potential. The coding region runs from base 1 to 5904 and encodes 1967 amino acids. Lineage: Eukaryota; Metazoa; Chordata; Mammalia; Tubulidentata; Orycteropodidae. Gene Ontology annotation, cellular component: voltage-gated sodium channel complex; axon; plasma membrane.